ACGUCCCUAUGGCAUGCGCGAGGCGGUGGCUGGGUACCGCCAUUUUGGCCGGCGGCCGUAGGAACACGCUGUGUGACUGAGAAGUGAAAGCAAGAGCUGAUUUGGUCUCUACGCUCCCCUCCGCGAGGGGAUCGUUUUCUCCAGGAGAGCUGGAUAUUCUUACUUCUUUAGAAUUAUGGCAGAUAAAUUGACGAGAAUUGCUAUUGUCAACCAUGACAAGUGUAAACCUAAGAAGUGUCGGCAGGAGUGCAAAAAGAGUUGCCCUGUGGUUCGAAUGGGAAAAUUAUGCAUAGAGGUUACACCCCAGAGCAAAAUAGCAUGGAUUUCUGAAACUCUUUGCAUUGGUUGUGGUAUUUGUAUUAAGAAAUGCCCCUUUGGCGCCUUAUCAAUUGUCAAUUUACCAAGCAACUUGGAAAAAGAAACAACACAUCGAUAUUGUGCCAAUGCCUUCAAACUUCACAGGUUGCCUAUUCCUCGUCCAGGUGAAGUUUUGGGAUUAGUUGGAACAAAUGGUAUUGGAAAGUCAACUGCUUUAAAAAUUUUAGCAGGAAAGCAAAAGCCAAACCUUGGAAAGUAUGACGAUCCACCUGAUUGGCAAGAAAUUUUGACUUACUUCCGUGGAUCUGAAUUGCAAAAUUACUUUACCAAGAUUCUAGAAGAUGACCUAAAAGCCAUUAUCAAACCUCAGUAUGUUGACCAGAUUCCCAAGGCUGCAAAGGGGACGGUGGGAUCUAUUUUGGACCGAAAGGAUGAAACAAAGACACAAGCAAUUGUAUGUCAACAGCUGGAUUUAACCCAUCUAAAAGAACGAAAUGUUGAAGAUCUUUCAGGAGGAGAGUUGCAGAGAUUUGCUUGUGCUGUCGUCUGCAUACAGAAAGCUGAUAUUUUCAUGUUUGAUGAACCUUCUAGUUACCUAGAUGUCAAGCAACGAUUAAAAGCUGCUAUUACUAUACGAUCUCUAAUAAAUCCAGAUAGAUAUAUCAUUGUGGUGGAACAUGAUCUAAGUGUAUUAGACUAUCUCUCUGACUUCAUCUGCUGUUUAUAUGGCGUACCAAGUGCUUAUGGUGUUGUCACUAUGCCUUUUAGUGUAAGAGAAGGCAUAAACAUUUUUUUGGAUGGCUACGUUCCGACAGAGAACUUGAGAUUCAGAGAUGCAUCACUUGUUUUUAAAGUGGCUGAGACAGCAAAUGAAGAAGAAGUUAAAAAGAUGUGUAUGUAUAAAUAUCCCGGGAUGAAGAAAAAGAUGGGAGAGUUUGAGCUAACAAUUGUAGCUGGAGAGUUUACAGAUUCUGAAAUCAUGGUGAUGUUGGGGGAAAAUGGCACCGGUAAAACGACGUUUAUCAGAAUGCUUGCUGGAAGACUCAAACCUGAUGAAGGAGGAGAAGUACCAGUUCUAAAUGUCAGUUAUAAGCCACAGAAAAUCAGUCCCAAAUCAACUGGAAGUGUUCGACAGUUACUACAUGAAAAGAUAAGAGAUGCUUAUACUCAUCCACAAUUUGUGACUGAUGUAAUGAAGCCUCUGCAAAUUGAAAACAUCAUUGAUCAAGAGGUGCAGACGUUAUCUGGUGGUGAGCUGCAGCGAGUAGCUUUAGCUCUUUGUUUGGGCAAACCUGCUGAUGUCUAUUUAAUUGAUGAACCAUCUGCAUAUUUGGAUUCUGAGCAAAGACUGAUGGCAGCUCGAGUUGUCAAACGUUUCAUACUCCAUGCUAAGAAGACAGCCUUUGUUGUGGAACAUGACUUCAUCAUGGCCACCUAUCUAGCAGAUCGAGUCAUCGUUUUUGAUGGUAUUCCAUCUAAAAAUACAGUUGCAAACAGUCCUCAAACCCUUUUGGCUGGCAUGAAUAAAUUUUUAUCUCAGCUUGAAAUUACUUUCAGAAGAGAUCCAAACAACUAUAGGCCAAGAAUAAACAAACUCAAUUCAAUUAAGGAUGUAGAACAAAAGAAGAGUGGAAACUACUUUUUCUUGGAUGAUUAGACUGAAUCUGAGAAUAUUGAUAAGCCAUUUAUUAAAAGAAACAUUUAUUAGGAUUUUGUCAUAGAAAACUUUAAUCAGGUUUUAUGCCUCACAUACUCUGGAGCUUGAAGUAUAGUUUACUUAAUGUAACAUCAAAAGCCAGUUGUGUUGUAAAUUGUAGUCUGAAUACAGAAAAUGCCCCAUUUCUGUUCUAGAUAAGCCCCUUUUUGUGCAUAACAUUCUAAAAUGAAGACAUUUCAAGCUAAACAAAUUACCUCCAAGUUUUCAUGAUGUAUGGGAAGAUUUUUAAUGGGUGUAUAAUAUUCAUGUACCAAAUGCUCACCAGUUUUGCCCCCUUUUAAAAAUCUUGAAAAAAGAUUUCUGUACUUACAUGGUUUGCCAAGUAUGACAAUAUAAUGAAACUGCCCUUAUUUUAAAAGCCGGUCGAAGACUCCACUGAUGAAAUUUGAUAAAUAAACAUCAGGAUUAUAUUUGUUAUUUGUUUUCAGUCUUUGCACUAUAUUAUCAGUGUGUUUAGGCUUUCAAAGGAAAAUUACUACAAAACACCACUUUUGGGAAAUGGCUCUGUUACCAACUUAAAUAUUGUUUACGAUGUUUUUGGUGCUGUUGAAUAUCUAUCAGAAAAAUCAUUUCAACACCUCUCUCCCCACCACCUACCAAGAAAAAACCCAACUUUAGUCUGAAUUAUUCAAUUUUAGAUUUCCAUAAGAUUGUAUAUUCUGUAAUUAUUCUCAAGGUCAUUCUUUAAACAUACAUUUAUGUAAUCACUGAUCAAGAUUUAGGAAAAAGCAUUUUAAAGAAUAUUUGUUUCCCUUUAAAGUACAGGCUCAAAAUCUUUAGAGUUGGUGCCUAAGCACCUGUGUAUUUUUAAACUUUCACAGAUUUCUUCUGAUGGGCAGCCAAGGACUAUGAGCCGUUUACCUAAAGGCAACAUUAAUGCAAAUGAAUCCCCAGAUAGCAAUACAGAGUAUCCUUUGGUACCAGAUAUAUUCAUUUCUAAGUCUGGAUAUAGGGGACAUUAUCUAAAUCUAUUUGACUUUUUGUUUUUUGCUUUUUGAAUUUUGGAUAGUGUGUAGUAAGAGUUCUGAAAACUUAUCUUAGGUUCCUGAGUUUGAACAGUGGGAUACCUGUAAUGUGAAACCACUUCCAUUUCUAUUUCUGAUUAUACUAGUGCACUGAACUGGAACUAACAGAGUACAAGUGAGGAAAAGAGUUUACUAAAUAAAUUAAUGGAGCAAGCAAAAUAGAGAGGAAAUUUAGAAGUUAUUGAAUAGACUUUUAGAGCUCCUUGAAACUGUAGAAGCUUUGAUUAAUAUGCAAACAGUGGAUAGAAGGUAUGGUUUAACUGCACCCCAUUAGGCCUUUUAAAAAAUUAAUUUAUAUGACUAAUCCAUAAGUACAUGUUUAUUGUGAAAAAAGCAAAUAUACAGAAAUAUGUAGACUAAAAAGUUAUGAUUUCCCUUUACAUUACCCUCCCAAAGGUUACCUGUGUUUGCUGUUAAUAUAUAUCCUUUCAUGCUUUGCACUUACUAAGUGUGUGUGAAUAUGUAAAGGGUUUAUUUUGUACAUAAAUGGGAUUAUACUAAAAUAAGUAGUGCCUACUUUAAGGAUAGGUUAAAUUUGUGAAUGCUUAUUUCAUAUAUUGAAUAAAAUAAGACAAAAGCUA
This is a messenger RNA of Equus caballus (horse), 3641 nucleotides long. It is a transcript of the gene ABCE1, whose product is annotated as ATP binding cassette subfamily E member 1. Lineage: Eukaryota; Metazoa; Chordata; Mammalia; Perissodactyla; Equidae. The record is from RefSeq and is a predicted model, not a curated record. Gene Ontology annotation, molecular function: ATP hydrolysis activity; iron ion binding; ATP binding. Gene Ontology annotation, biological process: translational initiation; translational termination; ribosomal subunit export from nucleus.